CGAUCGUCAGUAGACGAUGACCACUUGGUGGCGUCGCAUCGUUUCUCGAUUGUCCAUUUGAAUCGCUUACGCUUACUUGAAAUAGACAUGUGGAACCAUGUACUUGUCUUGUUUCUGGCCACCGUGCCCUGGCAAGCUUCCUCGCUGCACUCGGAGUCGGGCCCUUGGGUCCAGACUACGAAGGGCGAGAUCUGGCCCAUGCCAAAUUCGCGUGUAGUCAAAGAAGACUUCUAUGUAUUACGACCAUCCAACUUCGAUAUUCGAGUGAAUGGCGAGACGUGCGAUAUAAUGACCGAAGCGAUAGAACGAUACACUGGGAUUAUCUUGACGGAAGCUAGGAUAGCGAGGUUGGUCACGGAAGGGCAACCAAGAACAUUCGUCCGAGACGAUCCUCACUUCAAAGGCACUCUUGAGGCCCUAAGCAUUCGUCUUUUGCAGCCUUGCGAGCAAAAUGGGGAUCAUUGGCCACACUUAUAUAUGAAUGAAUCCUAUAAACUCGAGAUAAACGAGACAUCGUCGGUCGCUGUUCUACGCGCCGAAUCCGUCUGGGGAAUCCUCCGAGGACUCGAGACCUUUUCGCAGGUAUUGGCAUCCGGCGACGGUCCGAGCUUAAAAGUAAGAUGCCAGACUAUUGUGGACGCGCCGAAACUGCCGCAUCGCGGUCUUCUGUUGGAUACCUCUCGCCACUACUUGCCCUUAUCCGACAUCCUAUUGACACUGGACGCCAUGUCAUACAACAAACUGAAUGUCCUUCACUGGCACAUCGUUGACGACAACAGCUUUCCGUAUCAAAGCACUAGGUAUCCCGACUUGUCUGCCAAAGGCGCUUAUCAUCCUUCGAUGAUUUACACCCCUAACGACGUGCAGAAAGUUGUCGAUUACGCGAGAUUACGAGGAAUCCGAGUAAUGCCCGAGUUUGACACACCUGGACACACUAGAUCAUGGGGCCUGGCUUAUCCUGAAUUACUAACUACAUGUUACGAUUCUUCCGGAAAGCCGAACGGUAUAUUAGGCCCGAUGAAUCCGACAAAUCCGUUGCUGUACGAUUUCGUACGGAAUUUAUUCUCCGAGAUCGUGCAAGUAUUCCCGGAUCAAUAUCUCCACUUGGGUGGCGACGAAGUACCCUUCGAUUGCUGGGCCAGCAAUUCGGAAAUUGUCGAGUACAUGAAGCUGCACAAUAUGUCUAAGAAAUACGAGCUGCUCGAGAACGAGUACAUCGCCAAGAUACUCGCGAUCAGUAACUCACUCGACGCCAAUACUAUCGUAUGGCAAGAGGUUUUUGAUAAUGGCGUCGUGAUACCCGCGAACACUGUAGUACACGUUUGGAAACCGCAGCGUUGGCAAAAGGACUUGGAGAGAGCGACGAUGGCAGGACAUCCGGUUUUGCUGUCGUCUUGCUGGUAUUUGGACCAUCUCCUUACCGGUGGCGACUGGGCAAAGUAUUACAACUGCGACCCCUUCAACUUUAACAACGCAGCCAAUGUUACACAUUUGAUGCUCGGCGGCGAGGCUUGCAUGUGGGCAGAGUUCAUCGACAAAAAUAACGUGCAUCCGAGGAUUUGGCCACGUGCGAGCGCGGCGGCUGAGCGUCUGUGGAGCUUCAACAAACAGGAUAACAAUGUUGCCGCCCAACGUCUGGAAGAGCAUGCCUGUCGCAUGAAUAGACGUGGUAUACCCGCUCAGCCGCCGAAUGGGGCAGGAUUCUGCGUGACAUAGCCGGCUGUUUGCCAAUCGACACUAAUGCUCUGUUUAAACAAUGUAUUAUGCUCGUAUAGCAAGCACGCGAAAAGUACGAACGUCAUUCCGUACACUCAUUCAUUGUUAUUGUAUAAACAUAUAUCACAAUAAAGUUAGAUUGAAUAAUA
This is a messenger RNA of Linepithema humile (Argentine ant), 1865 nucleotides long. RefSeq names its product beta-hexosaminidase subunit beta. The record is from RefSeq and is a predicted model, not a curated record. Gene Ontology annotation, biological process: ganglioside catabolic process; glycosaminoglycan metabolic process; carbohydrate metabolic process. Gene Ontology annotation, cellular component: membrane; lysosome. Gene Ontology annotation, molecular function: beta-N-acetylhexosaminidase activity. Lineage: Eukaryota; Metazoa; Arthropoda; Insecta; Hymenoptera; Formicidae.